AUGUACCUGGUGGUGUUCACCUUGGUGGAGGACUACCUGACGUACUGGAUCCACCGCUUUCUGCACACCAAGUGGGGCUACGAGAAGAUCCACCAUGUCCACCACGAGAAGACGGCGCCGUCCGGUUUCGCCGCGGUCUAUUCUCACGGCGCCGAGCUUAGCUUGCUAGCCGUCACAAUCUUUGCUGGGCCAGCAAUCAUGCCAUGCCACGUCACGACGCACUGGCUUUGGUUCGCCAUCCGCUUAAUGGAAGCCUCCGACGCACACUGCGGUUACAACUUCCCGUUUAGCCUCGCGGGGUUGAUCCCGUUUGUCGUGGGCGCGGAAUUCCAUGACUAUCAUCACUACGCUGGAGGAAAAACUCGGACCAAUUUCGGUUCUGUGUUUACAUAUUGUGAUUAUAUAUAUGGGACAAACAAGAGCUACCUACUCCACAAGAGAAGCCUAGCAAAGCUGAAGACGAAGCAGGCCGAACAGAACAUGAAGGGCAGCAGUGGGAUAGAGGACUGA
Molecule: messenger RNA, 510 nt
Organism: Miscanthus lutarioriparius
Lineage: Eukaryota; Viridiplantae; Streptophyta; Magnoliopsida; Poales; Poaceae
Source: the annotation of a GenBank genome assembly